AUGGCAGCGCAGCCAGCCGCCCUCGACCUCUCAAAUCUAGUCUUCCCAUUGCCACCUUUCUUUGGUGACACCCGAGACGCCGACGUGGCGUUCCAAUUCUCUGCAGAGCUACGUCGCGCGGGCGUCAUCUAUGAGGACUUUCCCAAUGCGGCAGGGAAGAUCAUCCGCAUUUGGGCAAUUCUCUUGCAUGGUGAUGCAAAAGCGUGGUGGACAAAUUUGCCAGCUGCAGUUGACAAGUCGGACAUCACGGUGGUUGCGGAUGCAUUCGAUGCACACUGGCCGGAGCCAAACGUCCAAGCCAAGACGCAAGCGGAACGCCUUGCCGAAUUCGAAGCAGUCGUCAUCAGCGACGAAGAUGUGGGCAGGAGACAUGUCGAUUCCCUCGGGCGCGAGUGCGCAAAGCAUGUGUUUCUGUUGGAGGACAUGCGCAAGAAAGCGAUUGCGGCCACACCAGAUGGGAAGGAGACGACAGCUGCAAUGCUUGUCCCAGCUGCACUCAAGGCAAUGCCACCACGUCUCGUCGCUGCAUUGGGCGACACUUGGUCACGGGGCAUCAAGACGUGGGCGGACCUGAUCAAGGAAGCAAACGCUUUAACACCGACAAGGAUUGCCCAGGUCAUAGAGCAGGAGCACGCACGGAAGACGCUCGAGGAUCGUAUUGCAGCCAUGGAAAUUACUCGCACUGCGGCAACGAAGACGACAGUGCAAGCCACGCCAGCACCAACACCCUCACCAUUUGCUACACCUACGAACACAUUCGCUACGCGCCAACUCUAUACUAGCCGCCUCCGCCAGCCACUGGGAUCGUUCCCCCCACCUGGACGAACCCAGACCCAUGCUGCACCUUUUGACCCUGCUGGCGAAGUUGCUCCACACAAUACCAAGGACAUCAAGCUCACCUUUGCAGACACACCGGAGGGAUGGCGGGAGUAUGACAAGUCAAAGAGUGAUUGGGACGACAAGUGGCACCUUGGACACCCCAAAAUCCUACCUCGAGAGGUACCUUUUUGGGGCCCAAACAAGGUACCUCAGUGGUAG
Messenger RNA from Mycena citricolor, 1038 nucleotides. The record is from the annotation of a GenBank genome assembly. Lineage: Eukaryota; Fungi; Basidiomycota; Agaricomycetes; Agaricales; Mycenaceae.